Prunus avium (sweet cherry) is the source of this 1461-nucleotide messenger RNA. The record is from RefSeq and is a predicted model, not a curated record. NCBI's taxonomy places the organism in Eukaryota, Viridiplantae, Streptophyta, Magnoliopsida, Rosales, Rosaceae.
AUGGCAUUGUCCGAAUUUACCUUUCAAUACGUGGCUCAGAAAUUGGUCAAGGGUCAGGCUUUGGCCGAUUUUCUGGCUCAUCACCCGGCCCAGGGACAAGAGGAGGAGUUGGAGGUCGAGAUCGGUAUGGCCCGCAUGGAAAAGAAUUUUUGGACCAUGUACUUUGACGGCUCCAGCACCGAGGCCAGGUCAGGAGCUGGAGUUGUAAUUGAAUCUCCCCAAGGGCAGAAGUGGCAGUUCGCUUUCCAACUCGAUUUCAAAUGCACUAAUAAUCAGGCUGAGUACGAAGCGCUCAUCAUUGGUCUCGAGAUUUUGAAAGAAAUGAAGGCAACCCGUGUUUUGGUCUACGGCGACUCUCAGCUGGUGAUUAACCAGUUAACUGGGGAAUACCAAUGCACGAGCGAGAAUUUGGCCGUGUAUUAUGUGACGGCCCUCAACACGGCCGAUUGUUUUUCUAGAAUCUCCUUUGUUCAUAUACCGCGCACCGAAAACGGCGAGGCCAAUGAGAUGGCCCAGGUAGCUUCUGGCGUGAACAUCCCGAGCACCGGCCAUGAUCGCAUGAUAAGAAUCGAGAGGCGUACCUUGCCAGCCUUGGCCGAACGAGGAAUGACAACGCAAGUGUUUUCGGCCGAUAUCACCGACGAGAUCGACACGGCCGAAGCCGACUGGCUCUACCCCAUAGUGAGGUAUCGGCAUAACCCUUCUGGCAGCCAUGAAAGGACUACACGGUUCCAAGCUCGGUGUUAUUUAAUUUAUCAGAAUGAGCUGUACCGAAAGGGAUCAGACAGUUUAUUACUACUAUGUCCCAGCCUCGUGGACAUCAAGGUCAUCAUGAGUGAAUCUCACGAGGGGAUUUGUGGUGCUCACCAGUCUGGGGUCAAGAUGAGGUGGUUGGUUAGGAGACACGGCUAUUACUGGCCGACCAUUUUGAAAGAUUGCAUAGAGUAUGCAAAGGGAUGCAUCAAGUGUCAAAUCUACGGCCCCAUACAAAGGGUACCGGCCGAAGCCUUUCACCCGGUUACCAAACCGUGGCCUUUCAGAGGGUGGGCCGUGGAUAUCAUCGGCAAUGUCCAUCCGGCCGCAUUCAACCAACACGCUUGGAUUUUGGUUGCGACCGACUAUUUCACCAAGUGGGUCGAGGCCGAGUCCUAUCGAUCAAUAUCCAGCGCACAGGCACAUAAGCAAAUCGCGGCGAGGGCUUACAACGAAAGGGUUAAGCAAAAAGCUUUCGCCGAGGGCGACCUUGUAUGGCGAGCCGUGCUUCCUAUUGGGACAAAGGACCCUUGGUUCGGUAAAUUUUCGCCCAACUGGGAAGGACCGUUCAUUAUCGAACAAAUUCUUGGCCGAGGUGCAUUUCAGUUAAAAGAUAGAGAUGGGGAACGGCAUAACUUGCCGAUCAACGGCCAAUAUUUGAAGAGAUAUAUCCCGUCAUUAUGGGAGACGGCCGCAGAAAGGUUAUGA